ACAGUCCUGCUUCCAUUUGAACGGCAUACGGAUUACGUCGAGAAACUUUUCAUCGUCCCUUGAUGAUUAAUAACGCGAAAUUUAUCGAAAUUCGUAUGUUGAUUUUAUCUCGCAUCCUGCUUUCCAACUUUCGUUAAGAAUGAUGCAAUCGUGCCACCAGCAAUACGUGUUCUUCUUCCGAUUGAAUCGGGUAGUGCGUCAUAACCUCUACAUAUUCGUGAAUUUUCGUGAUGGAUCGAUGUAAAUUGCCGAAUAUCUGCGUUCAAUCUAUAUAAAACGAUUGGCAACGUACCGAGUCAAAAAUACAAAUCCUGAUGCAUGAUCGUGAUUAGAUGCACUGAAAAAGUAUACAGUUUGAAGUAGAUGCGCAUAAAGUUUGAAGUAGACCACAAAACAAUUUGGCCUCGAUCCAGUUAAACCGAUGAUAUGCCGUACAUUAUUGGUGUCGUACGGAUUUGAAAAUUUGCCUACAAGAUUUUUGGACUUUUGCCUGACUAUGGAAAUGAUAUCGAUGGAAAAAUUUCCAGUUGAACAAUACUUAAUGUUUAAUCAUUAUAAAAUUAAAAUAAAUUGUAUGAAAUGUAUACGUACAAGAGAAAUAUCAUGCAGCCGAUAUUCGAUAAAUAUAGAAAAAAAAGAUAAAAAUGAACGAAAGAGAUGAUAAUAUUCUUCGGAAGAAUAACAAGAGGAACUCCAUUGAAAACUACCAGAUGUAAUCUACGUACUUCGUGACAUGUCGCGGUGCCUGCAGCUAUGCAAUCCUCAUUACACCAUGUAUUGAUACAAGUGAAAGUAUUUCGCAUAAAGAUACACGAGAACCAUGAAACGGGCUCGAGAGUAACAGACAAAGAAGAACGUAGCCGCAAUUUGAGGAACAAAGAGCGAGCUUGUGUACGCGACAACGAAUACGGAGGAAUAGUCGAGCAGAAAAGGAGGGAUAACGGCACGGAGUAUCGUUAACCGGUAUACAAGAGAGUACACGUUCUCCAGCGUGCAAAAGUGGCGGUGAGGCAUGAGUUAGUAUCGCGAGCGAACUCGGUCGACACGCAACUCACGUCUCCUGUGUUCGUCGAACCAUAUGAAUCGUUCGGUGUGGAUCGUCUCGGGCGGGAAAAUCUUCAUGGAAUGUUUCAAACAAUCACGACGUGGACGCUGACAUCGAACAUCGGUAUUCUAUUUUUGUGCUCGCGCCGGUUGCUGGGCAUAUCUUUAGGCUAGAAGAACGACCAAUAUACGUUUAGUUGCCAGUGUUUGGAACACCAGUGAAAGGCUGAAAGAGUGUGUGCAACUCAAAGAGGAAUCCACGGUGGAUCGGCCCGUUAGUCGGCAGGAAUCUAGAUAUAACAGAGAGCGGGCGCAUCCGUGACACCGGCCAGUGCAGGACAGGAUCAGGAGGAGCAGCACCCCGCCUAUUUCCAAGGAUUACCACGUUUCUCGAGGAUGGGCUGUUGCUGCUGCACGGACGAGCCAUCGUCCAAGGUGGAGCCUGGGACACCGGAAAACGAAGGGAUGUCGUCGAGGCACUCGGACCAGAUUUUCGUCACCGAUCGAUCCUGCACUGAUAUCCUCACUUUGAUCAUUCUGAUCGGUCUGAUCAUCGGUUUUGGUUUCCUGUUGAGCAUCGUUGUUCAGAAAGGAGACGUUUACCGCAUUAUAAAUGGCUACGAUGACUGCGGGAAUGUUUGCGGCCGUGUCACUCCAUCUCAUCCCGAAUUCCAAUGUCUGGAUGGUAAGAAUGGUGACAACACAAAGAAUCCGUACUUGAAGAUCACCAUGGAUGGAAGCGGUGUGAAAAAACGCGAGUGCACAAAUAAUUGCACCGAUCAACAUAUAAUGUUCCUGAACCGUUGUGUGCCUAAGGAUAUAUCUGAAACAAUCACUUCUCUGAUCAAUAAACUCGGUUUGGAUAAUUUUUACAAGGAGGCUUGCAGAGAUCUUACUGUCGCUUGGAGGGAGAUCGUUUACUUAUUGUUGAUCGCUUUAGGCAUUUCAGUGGCUAUAUUGGUUGCCUUCCGUUAUUUAGUACAAUGGGUCGUUUACAUGGUUCUAAUUGGUGUUAUUCUAGUUUGCAUCGGUGGUUCAACGUAUCUCUGGUUAGCCUGGUACGCAGAAAAAAAAGCGGUGGAAGCGCACAAAAUAGCAGAAGAAGAUUCGAGUGAACAGUCUUACUUCAUUUAUGCAAUAACAUUGACUGUUAUUACGGUCAUCACACUUUUGAUCGUUUUAGUGAUGAGAAAAAGAAUCGCUCUCGUAAUGCAACUGUUCCGUGAAGCAGGAAAAGCUGUUUACGCAAUGCCAGUCCUCCUUCUCCAGCCUAUAUACACUUAUCUCUUGAUCGGUAUCACUGUAUGUGCCUGGAUUUAUUGCAUGCUUUGGAUAGAAAGCGCAGGAAAUAUUUACAAGAACAAGAAGAAUCACAUCCAUUUCCGAAAAGAUAGCAUUGUGAUUGCAAGUAGAUGGUACAAUAUCUUUUUCUUCUUUGUCACCUGUGAAUUCCUUCUAGGCUGCCAGCAUAUGGUUGUUGCCCUCGCUGUUGCACGUUGGUUCUUUACCAGAAACAAGAACCAACUCUCUCUGCCAGUUGCUCGAGGUUUUUGCUAUCUUACACGAUAUCACUUGGGCACGGUCGCAUUUGGUGCACUGAUUAUUGGUAUAGUUCGAUUGAUAAGAGCUAUUAUUUUAUUCGUGCAAAAUCGUCUGAAACAUUACGAUAAUGAUCUCGUACGGGUAAUAUUAUGGUGCUGCCAUUGUUGUUUCUGGCUUUUCGAGUGCGUUUUAAAGUUUCUCACUAGGAACGCUUAUAUCGAAACAGCAAUAUACGGAUGUAAUUUUUGUAGAGGGGGUAAAAAGGCUUUCCAAGCUUUGUCCAGCAAUAUAUUAAGAGUUGCAGCUAUUAAUAGUGUUGGAGAUUUCGUCCUGUUUUUAGGAAAAGUGUUAGUAGUUACGUUAACAGUUGUUUCAGGAAUUUAUUUAAUUCAGAAGAAAGAAGGACUCCAUUAUCCAUGGAUACCAAUUGCAUUGGCAGGAGUUUUUGCUUUCAUAGUGGCGCAUUGCUUUAUUUCCAUCUAUGAGAUGAUCAUAGAUACGAUAUUCAUUUGUUUCUGCGAAGACUGCGAGAAGAAUGAUGGCAUCAAUAGGCCUUACUUCAUGAGCCGUGGACUGAUGGAAUUUGUUGAAAAUAGCAAAAAAGCACUUCAAUAUGCGAACCAUCAUGCUGCUGAGUCAUAAAGAUUCGAUUGCUCUUCAAAAGUUUAUUAAACAUUUGGGAAAUGCAAGGAUCUUCAGAUUUACUAUGGCUAUAAAACACACGAAAAUAUCUGGCGAAUGAACGUCAAUUACACUAAUCUUGAACAUUUCUUUUAGCCAUAGGCAUCAGCGAAUUUUCCAAAAAUGAACCAAAUGUUUUUCAUUUCUAUUUUUAAUUACAAGUACAGUAUUACAGGAAAGAAUGAUAUAUAAUCUUUGUUAUAAAUCUGUUCAAAAUUAAUAUUAACAUAUAAAGAAGCUUGUUAUAUAAGUAUAAAAAUGAAUAAUAAUAUAAAUUGUUAAUAUUUUCCUAUUUCUAAAAUAUAGAAUAUGUAAGGUUACAUAUUUAGAAAUAUGAAUGAGCAUAUUACUGCCAUCAGAAGCUAUUUCAUUUGUAAAUUAUAUUUCUUAUACGUUUCUAAAUGUGAAAAUAUUUAUAUGAAUUGAUGAUUGAUUAUAUGACAAUGAAAAAAAAAUUAUAAACAGAUAUAUAAUAAGGCUGUUAAAUAAUUUUAAAAUGAAAUAUAUUUAUAAAUAUAUUUAAAUAUAAUAUUGUGAGGAAAAACUUUGAAUAAGCUAAGAAUCGAUUUUAAAUAAAACUAUAUAAGUAUAGAGAAAGAAGAAGUCUGUAAUUUAACUGCAAUUUCCACGUAAUACUGUACAUGUAUUUUACCGAUAAAUCCAGUGUACGCACAUAUAUUCAAGUUCUUCCAUUACCAAGGAUGAACAGAAUUAUUGUCAUUGUCACUCUGUUAUGAAUUACCUCGAGCUUUCGUCAUCCAAAAACUCUGUGUCUCAAUAUAAGCACAGGAUAUUAAAUUGACUGCAAUAUCUGCAGCUUGUUACAUAGCUCUGAAGAUUGUUAUAUGAACGAACAAAUCGAACAUUCCGGUUCCUACAUGAUUAUCAAGAAAUCGAAUAUUUUUUUAUUUUUAUUCGUUAUCAAGUCAAUCGUUUUUCCAUGACUUGUUUUAGAAACAAAUCGUUCAUAUGCAUUUACUCGUGUUGAUAAUACAUCGUAUUAGCUUUUGUAUCGAAUAAACUAUCUCAAGUUUGUAUCAUACAUGCGUAUAAAUAAUAAUACUCGGAUAGUUCGAGCAAUGAGUGAUCACAUUAACAUUGUGAAAUAGGCGGUGUGAAACGUCUUGGAACACAAUUUCGAAUCUUGGAACUACGUUGCCAAGAGUCACAUUUAAACGUGUGCCAGCAAGCCCAAAAUUGAUCAAAAGGUAAUAUUGCAAGCGGAAGUGCGCUGGUGCGGUCGCUUAGCUAUCCGAGUAAUUGUAGUCGCAUCGACCAUGUUCGUAUGUAUAUAUACAUAUAUAUAUAUAUUUUUUUUGUGUGACGAAACCGCCCAUUGAUGACACGCAUAUCUGAGGCGUCACACCAUUCGAUGAUCGAUUGUUGACAAUGAACAAGUACAAUGUUAUUUUUAAAUGUGGUCACAGCUUUAAGUUAUAUGAUCCCCGCGAAAGACGAUUAUAAUUUUAGACGAUUAAUAAAAUUCCUACUUUAUGAAUAUUCUUGAUGAUAAAUAUAAAUUUUAUCCGAUUUUAAAA
Molecule: messenger RNA, 4805 nt
Organism: Apis cerana (Asiatic honeybee)
Lineage: Eukaryota; Metazoa; Arthropoda; Insecta; Hymenoptera; Apidae
Product: choline transporter-like protein 1
Biological process (GO): transmembrane transport
Cellular component (GO): membrane
Molecular function (GO): transmembrane transporter activity
Source: RefSeq, a predicted model, not a curated record